AUGGCAAAUCAAUGGAAAGACAUAUCACAGAGACAAGCUUCACAGGCUGCUCUGAUAGGCGCCUUGUAUUUCUGGGAAACAGCUUUGAUAUUGGGGUGUGGAAAGGCCCCACCAAACAAAUGCAACUACCUCGACCCCGGCGAGAAACUUGUCCAAUACCUCUACGUCCUCGCGAUCUACUACUCCCUAACGCACUUCCUCAUCAAGUCCACCUUCCUCGCCUUCUAUCUCCGGCUAUCACCAAACCGCACAUUCCGCCUCUGGACAGGCAUCGGCAUUGGGUUGAACAUCGGUUCUCUGCUGAUAAACCUGCUCAUCAUCAUUUUCCAGUGCAUUCCCGUGUCGGCGGCGUUGCAUACAUUUGCGAGGUUGAAAGCAACUUGUAUGGAUCGGGAUUUUGUGUUGAUCGGACCUGCUGUUGUGAACGUCCUCCUAGACAUCUACGUCUUCAUACUCCCCAUCCCUACACUCCUAGGCCUCCACAUGCCCACAAAGCGCAAACUAGCCAUCCUUUCCGUCUUCCUCUUCGGCGGCUCCUCCGUCAUCAUGAGCUGCAUCCGCUUCCACUCUGUCGUCUACGUGCAGAGUCUGGUAAACACGUCAAAGAACAUUGGUGAGGUCAUGAUUGUGGUGGCGUUGGAGUUGAACCUCGCGGCUGUAGCGGUUAAUUUACCUAGUAUACGCGCGAUUUGGGUCAAGGGGUGGAAUGGGAGGAGGGGUGCUGCCGAGGCGGGGACGGGAGGGUCGGGCGCGUUGAAUGGGAUUAGUAAGAGGCAGACGUAUACCGUGUCGCAUGGGGAUUGGCAGGGUGGAGUGGAGAUGGGGAGGGUAACGAAUGCGAGUGAGAUGACGGGUGGAGGGGGGACGAUGAGAUCGUUUGUGUCGAGGUUGCCGCUGCUUUCGUCAAGGCGGGGGAGGGAGGAAAGUGCGACUGAUGUGUAG
This is a messenger RNA of Pyrenophora tritici-repentis Pt-1C-BFP, 942 nucleotides long. RefSeq names its product Tymo-45kd-70kd domain containing protein. NCBI's taxonomy places the organism in Eukaryota, Fungi, Ascomycota, Dothideomycetes, Pleosporales, Pleosporaceae. The record is from RefSeq and is a predicted model, not a curated record.